Messenger RNA from Paralichthys olivaceus (Japanese flounder), 1203 nucleotides. The record is from RefSeq and is a predicted model, not a curated record. Lineage: Eukaryota; Metazoa; Chordata; Actinopteri; Pleuronectiformes; Paralichthyidae.
CGCCGAUGGAGGGAGUCACUCCUGAGAUCUUUGGUCAGUCAGACGGCAGAACUUCCGGUCGGCAUUUUGUUCUACGAGAGGAGAGCCUCUUGAUGAUCGCAACAAACGUCAUAUUUCUGGUUUACUGUCGAAAUUGGCUGCACUCGGUGUUUACGUCGGCGCAGACCGACUGAAACUCAGAAGAACGAAUGUUUCCCCGCGAACGUACGUUGGAACAUUCACCCGCGAGUGACGGAAGAAGAGCGAAUCAGUCCGACCCGGAUUAUUGUUGAUAGCUAGCAGGCUAGCUUAGCGGCUAGCUGGCAAGCCAGUCGAGUUCCUUCUGGAGGAGCUGCGAGAGAAGAAAGGGGGAGCUAGAGAUACGGACACAAACCAAGCUAAAACAUUCCCCUCCCUUUCAACGCAACAUCCGAAGAUUGAAGGAGUAGGAUUUUUUAUCUGAAAUGUCAGUGAGUCCACCCGAGACUGCACAGAAUUCUUCAAAAAGGUGUCAGGAGAUGUGAGGACGGGUGUCGUCCAUCGACCCCCUGAUCUACCUGUGUAUCAACACACUCCCCCACCCUCACCUUCAGCAUGAAUGGGGAUAUGCCUCAUGUUCCCAUCACCACUCUCGCUGGGAUCGCUAGCUUAACAGACUUGUUGAACCAGCUACCCCUCCCUUCCCCUCUCCCGGCCACCACCACUAAGAGCCUCCUAUACAAUGGGAGGAUCGCAGAGGAAGUUACCUGCCUGCUGGGCUGUCGGGAUGAGAAUCUGGCCUCCCAGCUAGCCCAUGGCCUCAACCAGGUGUCCACAGAGCACAUAGAGCUGAAGGACAACCUGGGUAGCGAUGAGCCAGAGGGAGAUGCACCACUGUUGCUGCAGACCAUGCUGGCCAGGAACCCUGGCAUCUUCAGGGAGAAAAAUGUGAUGCAGCAGCCAAUGGUACCACCAUUCAAGAUCACCCAGAAUUCCAUGCAUAGCCCUGCCCAGUCUACAAACUUCCAGCCGGCUGCAAUUUCUCCCAGUCCAUCAAGUCGGUUUGUUUCGCCUCAGAGUGGGUCCAGUAGCCGGUACAUGGGCCAGCAGAACAGUCCAGUACCCAGCCCCUACACUCCUCAAAGCCCCGCAACUGGUUACAUACAGCAGUAUCCCCACCAACAACCACCCAGCUAUAACCAACACCAACAGAUACAACAAGGUGAGUGAAUAUAUGUGUAUGUU